CUCACUGCUACUGAUUUGCCCUUUCCUCUCCUCGUCCCUCGUCAAUCGUCACUCAUUGCGUUCUAGAUUAGGCCCGGUGGCCCGCCACUGCUGUUCUCCACAUUCAUAUCAAAUGCUAGCCGAAUGUCUUAGAAGAGUGGAGUAGGGGUAAUUCGGGAACGCAGCUGAGCGGAAAUCAGAAAAAAGGCCCCUAGUGCCAGGGGGGCUCUGCUAAGAUUCGGGUCAUUUCUGAGCUGGACCUUAGUUCGCCGUAAUGCCCUUGGUGUCCCGAAAAGUUUGUUUUCUUGCAUGGUGAAAUAAGAAGUGAUGAUAUGAUCACGUCCGAUGAGUUGGAGGUGAUGACGUUGACCGUUGUUUCUCAAUCUGACUGAUGCAAAUUAGUCCAGGGGCCUUUGACCGUGAGCAAUACAACAAUACAAGUAAAGCGUGCUAGUGGGUUCAAAAUGGGACAAACUUGGGGACGAUCCUUGACACUCUUGUCUGAAGAGAUGGUCCAUCCCGACAAUGCAGCCUUGGAGAUCUCCAAUUUCUAUCGUCCAGAUGAGGAUGAGGAGUUGGAAGAUGAGCCGAAUUUUCCUGAUUUGUCCCACCUCCCCCCAGAAGUGGCGUUAAAAGUGUUAUCGCAUUUGAAUGCUACGGAUUUAUGCUUGGCUGCUUGCGUUUGGCAGCAACUGGCUACCGAUGAGAUCCUUUGGCAGGGUCUGUGCAAAGAGCAAUGGCCUGAAGCCAGCAUUUACCACAAAGCCAAUGGAUCCAGAUCGGCCGUGUCCAUGAGAAAAGUGUUUCUAUUGUUUGAUGAAGGCACUCUCACCUUUAAUUCGGAUCCUGAAAAAGGAAUGCAAUAUUUCUUUAAAAAUGGAUUGGUACGCAAUCAGGCCUUUGAGAUUGCCAAGUUUUUCCAUAGUACUAGCAAAUUGUCCAAGAGUCAAAUGCGGGCUUACCUUCAAAAUCGGACUGAUGUUGUGGAUGAAAUGAUAGCACUGCAGAAUUAUGCCAACGAAUUCCUUCCCAAUGCUCUAAGAAAAUGCUUUGCCAAGCUAGAGGCACCCAAUGAUCGUGGCCAGUAUCUUCAAGAAAUGUUGACAGCCUUUUCCCGGAGAUUCUGCCAAUGCAAUCCAAACUUUGGUCAUUCCACUGAUUCGGUGUAUGUGAUGUGUUUUUCACUAAUCCUAUUGUCAGUGGAUCUGUGUUCGCCUCACGUUAAGAAUAAGAUGUCCAAACGAGAAUUCAUUCGAAACACCCGAAAUGCCAUUCAGUUGUCACACGACGACCUUUACGGAGAGAUGUACGACAAUGUCUUUCUUCGUGGCCAUGUCUCCGAGGAUGGGAAAUCAUUGUUGAAGCUUCAGCAUCAAUUUGUCCCCGGUUUUCUCGCUCUGUUUCUAUAGCACUAACUUUAUCGGCAAGGUGAAGGAAGCGAUCGUCACCUCCCAACUAGUCAGAAGAGAAUAAUAAUAUUUAUUUGCAAUCCGUCACCCUCAGACUCUAAUUUGUAUUACCAGAGAGAGAAUUGAUUUCUAUCUCGUUUUGAAGUGCCAUUUGUGUUUUCAGUUAUUCUACUUACUUAAGAUUGUAUUUUGAGCGUUUUCAGUUUUGAGAAUAUUAUAUUGCAAAUAUUUGCUUUAAGAACCAA
This is a messenger RNA of Tigriopus californicus, 1633 nucleotides long. RefSeq names its product F-box only protein 8-like. Bases 444 to 1388 code for a protein of 314 amino acids. The record is from RefSeq and is a predicted model, not a curated record. Gene Ontology annotation, molecular function: guanyl-nucleotide exchange factor activity; protein binding. Gene Ontology annotation, biological process: regulation of ARF protein signal transduction. The transcript is spliced from 5 exons. Lineage: Eukaryota; Metazoa; Arthropoda; Copepoda; Harpacticoida; Harpacticidae.